CUCUUGCCCACCAUCUAGGCGAUAAAAGAGCGGCGGUUUUGCACACAAGCAAGCAGGAUCAAUCGAAGCAAUAGAAGAAGCAAUGCAAGAACGCCGGAGCACCGCCGCCGUGGCGCGCGCGCCGCCUGCCACGCUCUCCCUGCUGGCCGCCGCGGUCCUCCUCCUGGCCACCGCCGCGGCGCCGUGCCGCGCGCAGGCGGCGACGGUGAUGAGCAUCGAGGAGGCGUGCCAGAAGGCGGCGAGCGCGAGCGCGGGCGUGAGCUACGAGCACUGCGUGUCGUCGCUGGCGUCGGACGCCCGGAGCCGCGACGCCGCGGACCUGCACAACCUGGCGGUUCUGGCGGCGCGGAUGGCCGUGGACCACGCGGCGACGACGGGGGCGAGGAUGGAGGACCUGAACGAGGUGGAGGAGUCGCCGCACGCGCGCGCGCGGCUGCACCACUGCCGGGAGCUCUACGACGCCGCCGCCGACGUGCUGCGCGACGCGCUGGACAACCUCCGCGCGCGCAUCUACGGCAAGGCCUCGCAGCAGCUGGCCGCGGCGCUGGGCGCCUCCGAGAGCUGCGAGGACGUGUGGAAGGGCGAGGAGCGCGUCCCCGUCGCCACCCACGACAGGGAGUACGGCCGCAUGGCGAUGGUCGCACUCGGCCUCACCAGCGGCAUCGUCGCCUGAUCGCCAUUGUCGAUUCGAUCAUGAACACAGCACGAACGCCAUUGCCGCCAUGGCUUGCUGCGGCCAAGCCAUCAGAAGUCUAGCUCGGAGUCCUCUCCUCUCCAACAUUAAUUAAUUAAUUACAUAUGUGAUCGAUCUUGUAUGCCUAGUAUUUGUUUGGCUGUUGCUAAUCUUUAUUUCCCCCCUUCUUUUCACUUCUUUUUGGUUUUGAUAUGCAUGCAUUUGGAGGUGUAUGUUAGCUAUAGGGCAAAGAAAGGGAUGGGAAGAAAGAGACAGAUGGAGGCCAUGCAUGACACUGCUGCCACUCGUACAUGUUGAAUAGCCU
This is a messenger RNA of Panicum hallii, 998 nucleotides long. Its product is annotated as pectinesterase inhibitor 12-like. Lineage: Eukaryota; Viridiplantae; Streptophyta; Magnoliopsida; Poales; Poaceae. The coding region runs from base 83 to 673 and encodes 196 amino acids. Gene Ontology annotation, molecular function: enzyme inhibitor activity. The record is from RefSeq and is a predicted model, not a curated record. The transcript has a single exon.